AUGGCAAAUCCUCAAGAAAGCAUCGGACAGCAGCCUGACUUUUCACGCCUUGCUGACUCUCUCCAAACUGCUGGUGAAGAAUUCAGCAAAUUGAGGAAUCUUCCCUUGAGGAAUCUUCCCGCUGUCAACUAUUGGCCCCGAGUCAUGCAAGCCAUCGAGGAGCUCUCUCAAGAGAUACAAGACAUGCGGACUGAAAUCAGCACCAAUAUCAACACCAACAUCGCAGCCAUGCGGACUGAAAUCGGGAAAGUCAACACGAACAUCGCAGCCAUCAAUACCGACAUCGCAGACAUCAAUACCGACAUCGCAGACAUCAAAGCCGACAUCACCGACAUCAAAGCCGACAUCAAGACCGACAUCAAAACCGACAUCAAAACCGACAUCAAAGUCAUCAAAGGGGGAGUCAAGGAAUAUGUUUCUCCCAACGACACCCUCUUUCCAGCACCGCUUCCACGGAAAUGUUUCCAGGCCGCCGAGGUCUCGGUCUCGAUGGUCACGAAUCUCGCUUCUAUCAAUGCUGGUUCACGCAUCCGCAGGCGUGGACUUUGGCUUUCUCCUGGUGGCACCUUCACGGCGAGCUUCUCUACCCGGCUGUUCCAGAACAUGAAUGGCAUCGCCGGCGUGCAGCCGCCCAUGGCCGGGAUCAUAUCAGCUUUGUUGGUCACGGCCAAGAAGGACAGCAAUGGUGCUGACACGACCGAUGAAUCUCCCACCUCAGCCCCGGUCUAUUUCUUGACGGUCACUGCCAUCUCCUCUCUUGCCCUUGGCUUUCUGCUAUAUCUGGAAGAGAAGGGCGAGAAAUCGAGCUCUCGAGUCGGGUCUAGUUCACUCUGCAUGCAGGCAGCUGUCGUGGUAGUCAUCGUCGUGGUAGCCAUAGUAGCCAUAGCAGUGGCCAUGAAAUGA
Molecule: messenger RNA, 903 nt
Organism: Fonsecaea erecta
Lineage: Eukaryota; Fungi; Ascomycota; Eurotiomycetes; Chaetothyriales; Herpotrichiellaceae
Exons: 3
Coding region: 1-903 (300 amino acids)
Source: RefSeq, a predicted model, not a curated record